This is a messenger RNA of Psammomys obesus (fat sand rat), 1055 nucleotides long. RefSeq names its product gamma-glutamylamine cyclotransferase (gene Ggact). The transcript is spliced from 3 exons. The record is from RefSeq and is a predicted model, not a curated record. Gene Ontology annotation, molecular function: gamma-glutamylaminecyclotransferase activity. NCBI's taxonomy places the organism in Eukaryota, Metazoa, Chordata, Mammalia, Rodentia, Muridae. Bases 142 to 648 code for a protein of 168 amino acids.
GUGACCGCCACCUGAGAUGUCCAGGGACUGUCUCCAUAUGUGGGCUGUGUGAGACCUGGGUCCGUCUUCCUGGUUGUGCAGCGUGGCUGACCGCCCACCUUAGCAUUGCUGUGGGGGCUGUUGGCCGGUGUCUGUAGCGAGAUGGCCCACGUCUUCGUGUAUGGCACCCUGAAGCGAGGCCAGCCCAACCACAAAGUCAUGCUGGACCGUUCACAUGGCUCAGCAGUCUUCCGAGGCCGGGGCUGCACGGUCGAGUCCUUCCCCCUGGUGAUUGCGGGUGAGCACAACAUACCUUGGCUGCUGAACCUGCCAGGCAAGGGCCGCUGUGUGGCAGGCGAGAUCUACGAGGUGGAUGAGAAGAUGCUGGGCUUCCUGGACGACUUCGAAGGCUGCCCUAGCAUGUACCAGCGCACAGCCCUGCAGAUACAAACAGCACUUAAAAUAAUGUUCAGCAGACACGAAGCACCAAUUACCACCCACCUCCAUCUGAUAAUCCGUCAGCAUAGAUGCAAGUUGCACGUGAGUCGGCUUCUGCCUCCCAGUGAAGUAGAAAAUGGAUUCCAAGAAUUGCAGAACCAAAUGCAGCUGCUAGCUGAGCACGCUGGCACUCCGUUAGGAGCACUCACCCCUCCGUGUGACGGGGACUGAUCGCUAACUGCAGCUGGCACAGAAACGUGACUUAUUUUUAGCCCCUUUUCUUUACUGGAAACUUGCUUUACAAAAUAGAGGGGUAAAUAUGGGUGUCAGCGGAGGGGCUGGCAGCCCUGCACACAACAGUGAAGGUGAGGCGUCCUAGCCAUAGGGAGAGAGACCUGGACUCCUCAGUCAUCCAUGCGACCUUGUGUAGACCCACACAGAACGGAGUUUCUAGAAUCUUCAUGUGUGCUACCUGGUCUGAGAAAGUCAAGUUAGGAAUCAUGAGCCCCAGGAGUCCGUCCUGAAUGAUGGAAGAAGGAGUCAGAUUAUAAAGUGGCAAAAGCUAAUAAAGUUGGAAGCAGAGAACUGGAAUUUAUAUAGAUUUUUAAAGGAUCACAAUGAAAUACUGGUAUUUACAG